UGUACUCCUUAUGCAUUGGAGACAUAGAUACAGAGAUACUCCACUGUGUUCUGGCAACGGUGGAGGUGCUUAGCUGGUAACGUUACGGGAGGAGGAAGGCACUGAAGAGAAGGCGUUCUUCUUUGUUGUAGAGCAUCGGCAGUCAGCCACUGCCAGCUGCCAAAGGCGAUCAGUGAGGAAGUUUCAGUUCAUGCAUGCCUAGCCCGGCGUUCCGUACCAAAAUAUGUUCUCCGGGAGAAGGCUUGGCUGGUGAACAGCUACUCGAUUCAUGAAGGAAUAUUGUUUUUACCUUGUUCCAAGCGUGCAUGUGCUGGGGAGUGAUUCUUAUUGGUUCUCUUCUGUUUUGGAAAGCCUGAGGUUGCAUCGAUCGAGGUGUCUUUGGAGAUACUUCUGCUGCAGGGAGUACUUUAAGAAAGGAAGGACUCCUGUGACUUCUGCCUAUCCUCCGUGAAUUACUCAUUCCUUUCAACUCUGCCUGCAGUUGCACACAAAGACUUGGAGGAGGAAACUCCCACGUCCUCGAGGAGAAGAAAGGAGGCGGCGAAGCAGAUUAAAGGAACUUGUGGCUCGUGGCCCUUUUGCGCCAGGGCUGCCUGGACCUGGACCGGGGGAAAGUGAGUGUCAAGCCACAGUGGCGGUGCAUGGGCUGUGAGAUGAGGCGCUGCCGCCGCCGCUGCCGCUGCUGCCGCUACUGCUGCUGCUGACACUCAGGUUCCCGGGUCCGUCCGCUGCCCUUUGUGCUUCGUGUACAUGUGUCUAUUCAGCGCAUCCGGAGGCGCCCAGCAGAGAAUCCAACACGGCCGCCGGGGAGAGACCACCCACCAUGCCCACGGAGACCCUACAGACAGGUAGCAUGGUGAAGCCGGUCAGCCCCGCGGGCACCUUCACCUCGGCGGUGCCCCUGCGCAUCCUCAACAAGGGGCCCGACUACUUCCGCAGGCAGGCGGAGCCAAACCCCAAAAGACUCAGCGCCGUGGAGAGGCUGGAGGCCGACAAGGCCAAGUAUGUCAAGAGCCAGGAGGUCAUCAACGCCAAGCAGGAGCCCGUGAAGCCGGCCGUGCUGGCCAAGCCCCCCGUGUGCCCCGGCGCCAAGCGCGCGCUGGGCAGCCCCACGCUCCGAGUGUUCGGGCCCAACGCCAAGACCGAGAGCGGCGUGCACAGGGAGACCCUGAAGCUCGAGAUCCUGAAGAACAUCAUCAACAGCUCGGAAGGCUCCAGCUCCGGCUCCGGGCACAAGCACAGCUCCCGCAACUGGCCUCCGCACCGGCCCGACGCCACCGACCUGCACCGACACUCCUUCGCCGAGUCCCUGAAGGUCUACCCGACGCAGGGCCGGGGCAGCCCGCAGGAGAGCAGCUCCCACGUGGGCAGGAGGCUGCUGGAGCAGACCGCCGAGUCCUUCCUGCACGUCUCCCACAGCUCCUCGGACAUCCGCAAAGUGACCAGUGUGAAGCCCCUGAAGGCGAUCCCCUGCAGUAGUUCCGCCCCUCCCCUGCCUCCCAAACCCAAGGUUGCAGCCAUCGCCCCCAUGAAGUCCCCCGACGCCGACCCGGCGGAGCCGGCCUGCGGAGUCAGCCGGAGACCCUCCCUCCAGCGGUCGAAGUCGGACUUGAGUGACAGGUACUUCCGCGUGGACGCAGACGUGGAGAGGUUCUUCAACUACUGCGGACUGGACCCCGAGGAGCUGGAAAACCUGGGCAUGGAAAACUUUGCCAGGGCUAAUUCUGACAUCAUAUCCCUCAACUUCCGCAGUGCAAGCAUGAUCAGCUCGGACUGUGAACAGUCGCAGGACAGUAACAGUGACCUUAGAAACGAGGACAGUGCCAAUGACCGGGUGCCAUACGGCAUUUCUGCGAUCGAAAGGAAUGCCAGGAUCAUCAAGUGGUUAUAUAGCAUCAAACAAGCUAGAGAGUCCCAGAAGGUCUCCCACGUGUAAGAGACAGUGCGCGUGUGCGAAGGAGGGAGGGGGUGGGUCUCUUGUCUGUGCAUCUGCCGUUGUGAAGGUCGUGAGGUCUCCUUGAAGUGUUGUGAGCUUCUCCGCUCUCUUUGUGUUGCUUGUUGUGCAAUGUUUUCAAGUUGCAUGCCUGUCAACAUGGGGACUGACCUGGCGUCCCGGUCAACCAUCGCUGCAGAGCCUGGCUGAACACACGUCCCCUGCCAAAAAGUUUCAGGCCGGAAUCGGAUUAGGGCUUUGAUCUCAAGCAAAACUGUUUACACCCGAAAACGGUAUACAACUUCUUCAAUAUUUAUGUGGUUCUUGUGUUUUCUAUCCUGCGCUAUUGUGUCUUAAUUAAAAGUUUUAUCAACUGGCUUUUAAGUUGAGAAGAGCAUCUUUUUGAAACAAAAAGCCACUUUGCCUACGUGUGACACCAAAAACACGAGGGAAAUAAAUGGAACCUGCUAACCAAACUGAUAGAGUCACUGACCUAAGAUAGAGAACCAGGCUGGGUUUUCUGAGGAAAGAAAGUGGUGAGCCUGAUGUUAACUCCUUACAUACUGCAAUUCUCUUGCCCCUUGCUGAAGUAAUGGUUGGGCAACAAUGCUACGUCCUGGGCCCUAUUUAGUGUGUAAAUAAACAUUGGUGGCUCUGUGUAAUACUGACCCCAAGGAAAGACAAUCAGAUACAAUGAAGGUGAUUAUAUCUAGGGGGUUGAAUGUCUGGGGUUUUGUUGAUAUCCUUCUGAUUUGGGUUGAUUCAGAAGUUUCUACUAUUAAUCUUUUGACAGGAAUGGCCACUCUGAAGUUGUUACUCAAUGUCUUUAAAUUUGGGGGGGUUUAUUUUUGGUCAAUAACUAAUUCCAUGCUGAUUCUCUUCCCUCCCUCCUUCCCUUCCUUUGUUGUUUUAUUUGGGAGAGAGGACAAGGGAGUGGGGCUUGUGCAGGUCUGUGCUAUCUGAAGACACGAAUCCACACGGAAAUACCAGCCAUAUUAGUAUCGAGUCUCCUAUUCAAUAGUGAAUGCCUUGGGUAGCUGAAUCAUAUCUGAGCAGUGUGGUUGUGUGGUCUUGCCUAUGUUAUUCGCUCAGGCUCUGGGCCUUUGUUACAACCCUAGGAAACUAGAAACACGACACUAUAGAGUGUCCCCCCCCCACCCCAUGGUCUCUAGUGCUACAUAUCAACUCAUUCCCUUUCCCCGCCAAUAACCUGUCUUCCAGUUAGCUGUCAACCAGCUGACAGUUGUGGUGUGGUAGCAAGAGGUACACAUGCAGUGGUCUGCUUCAUUGCUCUUGUAGUUAUGCUCUGAAAUUCAGGAGCACUACCUUAGACUUUGUCAGCUAAUAAGAAACUUUUUAUGGUGUAAAUGCUGUAAGACUUUGUACAUACUUCAGUUGUUAUGAAAACUUGAAGAAAACAAAGGAAAACUUAUGCUAAUAAAUAGCUCUGGUGCAGGCAC
This is a messenger RNA of Myotis brandtii (Brandt's bat), 3393 nucleotides long. It is a transcript of the gene FAM110B, whose product is annotated as family with sequence similarity 110, member B. The record is from RefSeq and is a predicted model, not a curated record. The coding region runs from base 824 to 1936 and encodes 370 amino acids. The transcript has 4 exons. NCBI's taxonomy places the organism in Eukaryota, Metazoa, Chordata, Mammalia, Chiroptera, Vespertilionidae.